Ictalurus furcatus (blue catfish) is the source of this 1775-nucleotide messenger RNA. It is a transcript of the gene tmem205, whose product is annotated as transmembrane protein 205. The record is from RefSeq and is a predicted model, not a curated record. Bases 117 to 683 code for a protein of 188 amino acids. NCBI's taxonomy places the organism in Eukaryota, Metazoa, Chordata, Actinopteri, Siluriformes, Ictaluridae. The transcript is spliced from 4 exons.
UGAUUUAGAGGCGUGUCUAAACGAAAAAGAACGCGGAAACGGUUGUUUGCCAAAUUGGAGGCUGAAAACGCUGAACAUAGAAACGUGGGUCUAAAGAAGCAAAACGGAAGUUUAGAAUGGCUACUGAGGGAGACCCAGCAGGCAUGGUGAAGGUGCUUCACCUGUUGCUCAUGGCAUUCUCAUGGGGCAUGCAGUUGUGGGUGUCGUUCAUUGCAGGGUAUGUUUUGUUGUCCAAGGUCACUCGGCACACGUUUGGCUUAGUUCAGAGCAAACUCUUCCCCAUGUAUUUCUACUGCCUGCUGGGCAGUAACACAGUCAGCCUGGCCAUAUACGCUGUGUACCAUCCCAGAGAGCUGUUGAAUUGGCAUGAGACUAUACAGAUGGCUCUGUUCUUCGUGGCCGUGAUCGUGGCAGGGCUGAACGCGCAGUGGUUCACUCCAGCUGUCAUUGAACACUUGCUGGUGAUGAUGGAGAUUGAGCAGGAGCAUGGCCUUGGUGGAGAGAUUGGCUUUUCCACCAAUAGGGAGCGCUACAUCAAACUCCGUGAGCAGGAUCCAAAAUACAAGGCCCACAGGAACAGCUUUAACCGCUUCCACGGCAUAUCCACCCUGAGCAACCUCAUUGGCUUCGCCUGCACCACCAUCAAUCUCAUCUACCUGGCACUUCAUUUGGCUUCGAUAUAAUAUUAUUGGCCUACUACUUACAAAAGAUUUGACCCGUAGAAGUAUUGUUACACCUAUGUUCGUUCUUGAGGGCCAGAACACAACAAAAUUAUGUCACAUCUCAUUCAGUUUUGAACAGGCUUUGGUAUAAGUUACAAAAAUAUGAACACUGCCAAAAAUUAUAUCUUCGCAAGUAAAUAUGAAUAUUUCUCUUUUUUAUGAAUAGUUUUGUUUUUAAAUAAAUAUAAGAUUAAGCCUAUUUCUAGACAUAGUUCUGAAUUUCAAGCUUCAAAAUGUCAUUCCUAGAAACAGUAUAGACAGGUUUAAUGGUUUUGUAUUUGGUACAUAAUAAUCUCAUAAUGUGAAAUAUUAGAUAACUUAUUUUGUUCAGAAUAGUUUCACUUACUGCGAUAUAAUUUUUUUUGUAGUGAAACUGAGCAGCAGUGAUCCUCCAGACCCUGAGGGUUUUUUUUUUUUCUGUUCAGGUAUUCUUGCCUCGACUAUUAUAGCCUAUAUAAUGUAUAUCGUACUAUACAUUAAAACUGCACAAAUAAUUGUAAAAUAAUAACAAGUAGAAGAUGAUGGGCAAAUCAAAAUGGCUAAAUCAUAAACAAUUAAACACAGUAAUCAUAAUACUACACAAAUUUGGCUUUUACAAAGUUUUGUUUUACUUUUAUUACAUUUAUUGUUAUUUUAUUAUGGUUUUCAAUAUAGCAUAGCUAAGGGCUGCAGGUUUGUAUUAUACAGCUACAGCAUUUGAAACUUGUAGAUAUUGACUCAAGUGCCACCAAUAUUAAAGUUAGCCUAAUUGAUGAUUAGUUAUCAUUAAUGUGAAAGCAUAUAUUAAUUUAAAAACAGAAGCUGAUUCCAUUCAUUUUGCAGUUUCAUGUCACUGUAUAUUGAAUAAAAUUUUAUGAGAAGACUCUUGACUAAACCAUACAUUUCAAUAUACAUUUUAUUAACAGUUUUUACUAUUAUAAAAUUGACAAUACAUCACAUUUGUAUUGUAAGUACAUAUUAAGUUUUAUUUUUAUGAAUACACAGUAAAUACGCUUUUUCACUUUUCAAAUUGUUGAUUUUUAAGUAUAAUUAAAAUGGCAUUGUUUGCUUGUG